This is a messenger RNA of Cephus cinctus (wheat stem sawfly), 2733 nucleotides long. RefSeq names its product MAPK regulated corepressor interacting protein 2. The coding region runs from base 586 to 1035 and encodes 149 amino acids. The transcript is spliced from 5 exons. Lineage: Eukaryota; Metazoa; Arthropoda; Insecta; Hymenoptera; Cephidae. The record is from RefSeq and is a predicted model, not a curated record.
AUCAAAUAUACUAAACUGACUGUGCUAGUCAUACUUCACAGGCUUUGCGAUUAGUUUCAAGUAAUUUAUGAUCUUUAAUGUAUUUAUAUAUUAUUUACUUGAUUAUUGAUCUACUGGUGGAAAUUUAUCAAUACGAGUUCUAAAACAUGUUUUGCGUUUCGUGAUAACAGAACCUGACCGCCUGACGUAAUAGGUGUAUGUGGUUCAAAAGUUUAUGAGCUAGCUUCGCGCGCCUUUUAUUUUUCACGUGAUAAUUUUCAAUGUCCGCAACAGUCUUCAGAUACCCGCCUUCAGAAGGUUCUCAACCGCCAUAUGUCUAUCGGUCCGAGUGACUCGUGAGUCAGUCUAACCCAAUCUACGCGCUGUUAACCACGCUCUCAGGAAUUAGGAUUUGUAUCUUGUUCCAUCUCGAACAAUCGUUGAUUGUGGCCCAUUGUGGCUCACUUCAGUGCGCAGCGUUGGUCGAUCUCCUGUAUCGAGAUUCACUUAGUGCUUCUGCUAGAGUCAGCUAGAGUUCAGAUAAGUCUCGAAUGGUUAGGUGUUGCUCUAGGAGACAAACAUUUCCACCCUUUUUAUUAGAAAAUCAUGUACACUGUGUCAAAAGGACCUAGCAAAAUUGUCGCCAAGACACGUCGAGGGAUCAGCCAGAAUCUCGAAAGGCUGGAGACUCUGCGGGACCUAACACGAAAGUCUGAUCCCGAGGACGAUCACGGUGCCAUCCGUCAUGUGCCAAAGCCAGUCUUCCACAUGAAUGGAAAAUCGAAGCUCAAUUCCCAAAGACAUCAGAUGCAGGAAGCGAUUACGCCGCAGCACGAAGAGCUUAUCAAAUUUGUAUAUGAAUCAUGGAGCCAAGUCAAUCCUCAACAAGGAAGCGAAUCUUCGGACGGUUCGGAAUGCUCGGAACCCUCGAGUCCAAAUUCCAUAGUGUACUACAAUGACGGUGAACCCAAUGACAACCUUCAGGAUUUCAAGCCUUUUGAUCUGGAGUCUUGGUGGGGAAAGCGACUCUUCAACAACAUCACAAAAUCCCUUUGAGGAAGUCAGAUCUCAGGAGAAUAUUCCGCAUCAAAGCAUAACCAAAAGUAGUUUAUAAUAAGAAACGCGGCGAGCCGAGAAACCCUCGCCCAUUGACUGACCAGUGGCCCGUCGGGUGAACUGACUUUUGCAGUAAUCGUGGAGUGCGUGGAGUCGAGAAAAAGAAAGACAGAAAGCAAAAAGAAACUGAUGUCGAGUGAUUCCAAGAGAUGCGCAUUGUCGCAGCUGUUAUCAGAGAUAGUCGUGAAACUCGAAGUGAACUGUUACGCUUCGUGAACUGCCAAACUUGCGGAUUCGUUAGUUUUUAAUCUUCCUGCUUUAUUUUUACAACGCACAAAGCCACGAAGACAGCAGCCCGGAAGUCAACAAGUGCUACCUUCGGAUGUGAAUUCGUUAUUAAUAUUGACGUUUUCCGGAUACCUUCAAACGGUUGCGGCUAGUAUAAUGUAAUUGAUUGAUCUUAUCGAUCACGCGCUCGUUUCUGUGUCAGUGGGUGAUGGCUUUGCACAGCACAAUGCGGAAAACGAAUGUAAAGAUCGAGAAGAAACAGGAAAAAGAAAAUGAGAAAAUAAUUGGUGCUUCGGUGUUAUUCCCUUCGGAGAAUCGAGAAGAGAGGAAGAGGAGCUUCUCUCUGUAUUAACGAAGUGAGUGGAAACCAACACAGAUAAGAUAAAAUGAAGGGCAUAGUGAAGAAGGAAGAGUCGAAAAAAGGUUGGGAGGGGGAGAAAGAGAGAGAAAGAGACAAAGAACGUUUCUGUAAAAUCGUUUUGAUCGCAUCCAUCCAUAAAUAUGUAUGUAUACAUGUAUUAACAAUCCGCUGUGCGUUAAAGAAACGAUCGGAGUGUGUAUCGAUGGGAAUGUCGCCUAACAUUCAAGUUGAAGAAGACAAAGAGAAAGCAAAAAUUGAUGAUGACAUAAUGUUGUAUCUAUUACACGAACGUCCAUUUAACAUGAAUGCACGCAAGUGUUUGUAGUUAUUGUUACGACGAGUGCAUCGAUUGUUCUUAUCCCUUUAGCGCCGAGCGUUACAUAUUUCUAACACUCACUUAAGUACCACAUAGAUUUCUACUUUAUCAAUUUUGGAAUUUUCCCAGGGGCUCAAAGUGAGUGCUACAAGUAUGUAUGCUAAACUAGCAAAAGAAGGACUCUUAGUUAUACAUACAUAGUUUGGCUUCUCCAACCAAUUAUCGAAGACUACUCUUUCGCUGGUUGUACUAUAACGCAUUGGCGCUAAAGGGUUAUCUACAUAAACGAAAUAGUAUAACUUGGUAGACUGAUACGUUUAAGGUUGUUAUAAAGUUUCUGGGCGUUCCGAGGGAUAGCAACAGUUAGUAUGCAACAUGAGCGUCAGCGUCAGCAACUAGAACUACUGUCUGUCCCUCUUGGUUUGUGCAUCGAGUUAGCGUGUGUUCUCUCAUUCAAGCAACCAGACACAACGAUGAGGCAACAUGCUAGAUUUUAUUGUUCCUGAUCGAGUGCCUCCCUGGCCGCCUGCAGCUGUCGUCGCCGCUGCGUUACAGCUGGUCGUGACGCUGGAUAAGUUUGUCUCCCGUGGCCGUUAAUGAGUUUGCACCGCCGUGCCACACGCAACGCGCAGUGUCCAAACGUAGUCGAAACGUAGUGCAAUAAUUUUCAGCCGCGAACGAGGCUGGAUAUCGCAGUUGUUAUACAGAAUAAAUAUAUCUUUGUACACUUGAA